ACAAACCGUGUGUGUAAUUAUGGAAGUAACUGUGAAUACUAUAUAUUUUAUAUGCAUGUUUGUAUUGUGCAAAACAACUGAAAUACCAAAAGCGUAUUCAUCAAACAAAACUUUAAUAAACGAAGGUAUUCACAGCGGAAACAACGUCGUACAAGAAUCGAACCAAUUUAAAUUUUACCAGAAAACCAACAGUUCGUCAUCAGAGCACAUACCACCACACACCAACACGAAAUGGUCGCCGUGGACACCAAUUCCAGGCAGGUACAGUCUGAAGCAUAGCUUAUCAAUGCAGAGAGAUAACUCUACAAAUUCUGGUAUGGUUAAUGGUACUGAAAUAAUGAUUGCUGUGAAGAAUGACGUAAGAAACAGCACAAACAUGGAAGUCAAACUUUCCAACACGACGUUUAAUCAAACACUGUUUAAUAAAGCAAACCAAUCUGACCCAGAGACCAUAAACUCAACCAAUCAGAGUUACGUGGUCACUCCGCCUUCAGAAAUAAUAAAGACAGUGUCGAAUACGUAUCGGAACACCAGAAACCGCAUUUCUUACUCCAAAGGGAUGACGUAUUACUUCUGGGACACCGUCUAUUUAAUUUUAAAGUGUUUUAAAGAUCACUGGAAGAGUGGAGUUGUGGACUGUGUGACAUCGAGGGCCUCGACGUUGCUGGACGGGUUGUUAGGAAUCGGCACCAGGAAUCAUCAGCUGCUGAACAAAGAAGGAUUCGAGCUGAUUCCGUACGACGAAAUUCUGGAAGAGAGUCCACGGAACGACGAAGAAUUGCCGUUAGAGGACGAUGAAGAGGACGAGGACGUGUACGACGAUGAAAAUAAAGACUCGAGAGAAGGUGUGGGUGAAAAUUUUCGCAAAAGGAAGAUUAAGAGAGUGAAUCGCAAGAUGAAAAUGAUCAUAAUGGCUAUCAUAACGGCGAUGGUUCCAAUAAUCGCUGCGGUCAAACUCAAGUACUUCAUUAUGGUUUCCUUGGGACUUGGUUUUCUAGGCUUGGUUAUUGGAAAGACCAUAAUGUUCAGUAUGCUAGCUCUACCUGCAGCAUUUAUAGGAAAUUAUAAAAGAGAAUCCUACAACUUCGUGAGGCGAAUGGAUCAAAUGGUGGGUGGUCGUCCCCUGUUUGGGGAUGGAACCGACCCCUACGCUGGAGGCCGUCGCUUGGUAUAAAUCGACUUCACAAGAAUCGAAAAGAAUGUGGUCGCCAGAGCCCAGGAUACUAGCCCAUAUGAAAAUAAUGGGAAUUCAUUUAUCCAGUGCACAUAUGUUAACAUUUUCCAUGCAACGAAGAAGAUAGUAUCUCGGUCAAAAACUCUAUAAGUGAAUAUAUACUUUGUUUAUUAAUAGGAUUAAAAUCAGUACGAAUACAUUUUAUUGCCACC
Messenger RNA from Zootermopsis nevadensis, 1386 nucleotides. The record is from RefSeq and is a predicted model, not a curated record. NCBI's taxonomy places the organism in Eukaryota, Metazoa, Arthropoda, Insecta, Blattodea, Termopsidae.